GCCGCCGCCGUGCCCACAAGUUGCCGGCAGCUGAGCGCGGCGCUGCCUCCUCCUGCUCGCAGCAGCUCCCUUCGCCCACCCGGCGGCGGGGACUGGCUCCCGGACGCACAUCCCGGGGACACCGACCCCAGAUGUAAAGCGGGACCGCAGCCCCUCGCCCCCAGGCGCAUCCCCCAGUCUCGCCAGCGUCUCCUCUGCCAAACCCUGCUGCUUGGAAGAUGUGGCAGCCGGCCACCGAGCGCCUGCAGCACUUUCAGACCAUGCUGAAGUCGAAAUUGAACGUCCUAACACUGAAGAAGGAGCCCCUGCCCGCGGUCAUCUUCCACGAGCCCGAGGCCAUCGAGCUGUGCACCACCACGCCCCUGAUGAAGAGCAGGACUCACGCCGGCUGCAAGGUCACCUACCUGGGUAAAGUCCGCACCACGGGCAUGCAGUUCCUUUCAGGCUGCACGGAGAAGCCAGUCAUCGAGCUCUGGAAGAGGCACACGCUGGCCCGAGAAGACGUCUUUCCUGCCAAUGUCCUUCUGGAAAUCCGACCGUUCCAAGUGUGUCUCCAUCACCUCGACCACAAAGGGGAGGCCACGGUCCACAUGGAUACCUUUCAGGUGGCUCGAAUCGCCUACUGCACCGCCGACCACAACGUGAGCCCCAACAUCUUCGCCUGGGUCUACAGGGAGAUCAACGACGACCUGUCCUACCAGAUGGACUGCCAUGCCGUUGAGUGCGAGAGCAAGCUGGAGGCCAAGAAGCUGGCCCAUGCCAUGAUGGAGGCUUUCAGGAAGACUUUCCACAGCAUGAAGAGCGAUGGCCGGAUCCACAGCAACAGCUCAUCCGAGGAGGUUUCCCAGGGAUUAGAAUCGGAUGAUGGCUGAAGGAACUUGGGAUGCUUGAGGAAAGGCAGCAUUGGUCCAGGAAUUCCAGGUGAUAGAUGAGUAAGCAAUGAUUCAAAUUUCGGAUGAAAGACUGCCAAAUGAUUGGCCGACCAAGCUUUUAAAAUUCAGAAGAGCAAUUCUAAAUCUAAAGAAAUGUGUUAUUAAAGUAAUUACGUUACAUUGAACUCUGCUGCUGCUGUGACUGUGAGGAGGGCGGGAGUGUGGAUGGGGAGGAAAGUUCUAGACUCGCUCUCUUUUUGGUUCUCCUUGCCCAGUGCCUCCCUGUAGGAGGGCUUCAUGCUGAUUGUCACCAUUCUCAGGCAGACACGCUGAGGCUGUUGUUUGACGGACCAUUCCAGUUUGCCUUAUGAAACCUAACAAGAAUGUUAGAUGCACUUAUUGGAUCCUUAGUCACGGGGGGCGGCGGGGGGAGUACCUUGCUGGUGCAGAAGUCACAGGGCUAAAGGGAAAGUCAGGUGGAUUUGAUCCCGAAUGGCCUCUCAUGUUUCAGAGCCUCUCCUCCGAAAGCCAAUCAGCACAGCCUUCAUUGAGCUUUACAGCUAACAGCCUGAUAGUUGGCAGUUAAUUCACAGUUAAAGAUAAUGCUUUUAUUUACAGAAAUAUAUCAAGUAGUACCCUCUUAUUGUAUUCACUUCAUCUAUUUUUUUAGAAUCCUUGCAACUCUUAAUAACCCUUCCCUCCCCCUGCCCCGUCCACGUCUUUCCCCUUCCAGCCGCGCCAACACCCCUGCAGGGGUGGAUUCUCCGUGUACACUGCGGGGCCCCCAAAGGGAGGAAUUUAACCGAACAGAUGAAAUCAACCAUCAAACCAGCUAGGAGUUUAAAACCACCACCGACAGGAACCUUGGAGAAAGGGAGUGAGUUAUCAACAAGUGAACAAACUCCAUGUAGGCUGUACUUUCUUCGACCCUGAUUAAUGGUAACUUAUUUAGCUGAUGGGCCUGUCUGACGCAUCCUUCACGGCAAGCUUCGAACCUGACUGGGUAUCACCAGGGCAACCUUGCCGCCAUCACUCAGCAUUGCACUCCAGUGAGUUCUCUGUCCUUGGCUUGUCUAGAGGACCCGUGUCCAGCUUCAGCUAAAGAGAAUUCUGACCCGUCCUCUUCCAGUUGAGAGCACCUCAGGGUCGGGAUCGCCAGUGCAUCCACUGUUCCCGAUGAGAAGGUCUCACUACACCUGAGAUUUCCCAGCUUCAUGGAAUAGUCAAUGUCACGAACGCCAAGGGUCAACACUGAGUGAAAGGCAAAGUAUUUGUUAAAAUACGUACAUUUAAGGCCAAGAGCAGAUGGCUAGUUUUCCAGUUAAUGCUGCUCAUUGACUAAAGUCUGUUUUUAAUUGUGGUCAGUGAGGGACACUGGGCACCUUACAGAAAGAAGCCUUAAAUGAGAGCCAAUCGCAUCCGGAGAGCAAUGGUGUUGGUGUUUUGGUCCGUAUAUCUGUGCGUCCCUGUAUGCAUCCGUGUUGUGUACGUGUGCCCCCGUGUGUGGGUCUGGGUUUAAGGCAUGUAGAAUUAGCAUGAGUCAUACUGAGGAGACCCCACCUCUUGGAGAUAUGCUUGCUGCUUCCCAACACAUGUAAACUAUU
Molecule: messenger RNA, 2476 nt
Organism: Molossus molossus (Pallas's mastiff bat)
Lineage: Eukaryota; Metazoa; Chordata; Mammalia; Chiroptera; Molossidae
Gene: PID1
Product: phosphotyrosine interaction domain containing 1
Exons: 3
Coding region: 219-872 (217 amino acids)
Biological process (GO): regulation of cell population proliferation; regulation of reactive oxygen species metabolic process; negative regulation of insulin receptor signaling pathway
Cellular component (GO): cytoplasm
Source: RefSeq, a predicted model, not a curated record